Anopheles coustani is the source of this 4268-nucleotide messenger RNA. RefSeq names its product tyrosine-protein kinase Src64B (gene Src64B). The coding region runs from base 1504 to 3117 and encodes 537 amino acids. Gene Ontology annotation, molecular function: ATP binding; signaling receptor binding; non-membrane spanning protein tyrosine kinase activity. Gene Ontology annotation, biological process: cell surface receptor protein tyrosine kinase signaling pathway; innate immune response; protein phosphorylation. Lineage: Eukaryota; Metazoa; Arthropoda; Insecta; Diptera; Culicidae. The record is from RefSeq and is a predicted model, not a curated record. Gene Ontology annotation, cellular component: extrinsic component of cytoplasmic side of plasma membrane. The transcript has 5 exons.
GUGAAUAUUUGUGAAAGUGAAUGCUUCGUGGAUGCGAAAGCAAAAAUAGAAAUAAUCCAAAAAAGUGAAUUAAAUCGUUGUGCAGUGUUCCUCCCUUACACGGAGCGUCAAAGUUUUCGAGUUUGCGAAAAGUGCUCUGUUACGGUGUAUACGUUGGAUGAACGGUUGCCAAAGGAAAAUUGUCAUAUCAGAUCGUCAUCGUCGGACUAUCGGAUCGUAGCAGUUGCUUCGGAAUUAUUGGAUCGAAUUAACACAAGAUCACCUUACAUCAUAUCGACGUCGCAGUCCCUCCCGCCGGUCCACAUGUCGUAGCGCAUCGGAAAAGUUCCCUAAGGAAACACUAUGAUUGCACCGGACUCAUCGAAGCGAACACCACGACCACCGCCACCUCCUCCGGCCAAGAAUCAGUGCAAUUUGUCGUACGGAAAUUUGCAUACUUGUAGCAUAAACUUUCCCUAGAACUGCGCGCUUUGCGGCAAACGACGACCGACGACCUUCCGCGCCACGGUCGGGAAAGGGCCACAAGGGUUUCGAAAAGUUUCUCUCGCGACUCUUGUCGAAAGCCUCCAAAAACAUCAAGCCAGCGGAAGAAAUUCUCGAACCAAUAGAGAACGGGAGCGAGGAAAUUCUGGUGAAUGUUGUUUCACAAAGUUUCGAUGUAAAGCAGCAGCAAACUCGGGUGUUGUGUUGUCCUGGGUGGUUAAUGAAAAAAGUUUCCCCGAGUGCACGCUCAGAAUCAUCCGUGCCGUUGAGUCCGUGGAAGGACAUGCUGUAGAUAAAUGCGUCAGAACGGCGCCUCUGUUCCGGAAACGGCGGAAAGAUGUAAUACCAAUUAAUAACGGAGUGGUACAAGCGCGCGAAAGGGAAGCGAAGAAAUUCUCGUAAGAUAGAAGCUACGGCGCAACGAUAAGAGUCUCUUGUCCAUUAGCAGCGCAGCGCUAGGGAAGUAGGAACACCCACGGGCGCACUUGCUCCAUCACAUCUCUUCCCGGCAGCAUCCUUCGGGUCUCGGGUGGCCGGCCCUGGUAAAGAUCGAUUACACACCGCCCCUCUCCAAAUGAGGAUUCCUUCAACGAUCAUCAUCAUCAUCGCUCGUUCAUGUUUGUUGUCAUCGUCAUCCCGGGCUGUUAGUAGUGUGGGGCCAUCGCAGUUGCUUUCUUCUUGUUCCUCUCGCUCCUCCACCUGCUGCCCCGUUACAUCAUUCGUGCGUCGCGAGACGGUUCCGGGCCUUCUCCUCCCGUGGCUGCACGCCGAUAGCCGCACGUGAAAGCAAGCCACUUUCAGAGGCGUCGACAGCUGAUAUACUAGAACCGUUCACUCCCAGUUCUCCCGGCGGUGAGAGCGGGUGAAACGCGAAGCGAUAAGGGAGUAGAUCGCACUAUCAUAUUCGCGCAUCAAGUGACAUCAGUAGUAAGCAACCGCAUACUUCCGUGGUUUUACUAGUCGGUUGGUGCAUUGGUACUACUUGAUCUUUGUGCCGACGACCGCUGACGCCGCCUAACGAUGGGCAACAAAUGCUGCAGCAAGCGACAGGACCAGGAACUAGCGCUUACGUACCCCGGCGGCUACAAGAAGGGUGAGAACAGCUUCAACUCGAACCUGUCCGGGCCGAAGCACAACAAUGGUGGCUCGAUCGAUUCCCGCUACACACCGGAUCCGAACCGGGGCCAGCUGAUAAAGCACCCGAAGGGCGGUGUGGACAUCAUCAGACCUCGCACGACACCACUUUUGCCUGGCCACAACACGCGUCGAAUAGUGGUCGCACUGUACAACUACAAUGCACGAGAGGAAACGGACGUCAGCUUCGUCAAGGGUGACCGCAUGGAGGUCCUGGACGAUACCGAGUCGGACUGGUGGCGUGUGGUGCAUCUCAAGACCCGCCAGGAAGGGUUGAUCCCGUGGAAUUUCGUAGCUGAAGAUCGCAGCGUCAACAGUGAAGACUGGUUCUUCGAGAAUGUGUCACGAAAGGAAGCGGAUAAACUGCUGCUGGCGAACGAAAACCCUCGUGGCACGUUCCUCGUCCGACCAUCCGAACACAAUCCGAAUGGGUUCUCGCUUUCGGUGAAGGAUUGGGAGGAGAGCCGUGGUUAUCACGUGAAGCACUAUAAGAUAAAACCAUUAGACAAUGGGGGUUAUUACAUUGCGACAAAUCAGACGUUCCCGUCGUUACCCGCGCUGGUGAUGGCGUACUCAAAGAAUGCCCUCGGACUAUGUCAUGUUCUGUCCAGCCCGUGCCCAAAACCACAGCCCCAGGUGUGGGACCUCGGGCCAGAACUGCGUGACAAGUGGGAAAUCAAUCGCAACGAGAUCCAAUUGAUCCGCAAACUCGGCCACGGAAACUUCGGUGAAGUGUACUACGGUAAAUGGCGAAAUAACAUCGAGGUGGCGGUGAAGACGCUACGCGAAGGCACCAUGUCGACGCAGGCAUUCCUACAGGAGGCUGCCAUCAUGAAGAAGUUCCGCCACAGCCGGCUGGUUGCGCUGUAUGCCGUCUGCUCGAAGGAGGAACCGAUCUACAUUGUGCAGGAGUACAUGUCCAAGGGUUCGCUGCUCGACUUCCUGCGCACCGGCGACGGACAGUUCCUGCAGUUCGAGGACCUGAUCUACAUCGCGGCCCAAGUAGCGUCCGGCAUGGAGUACCUCGAGCUGAAGCAGCUGAUCCAUCGUGAUCUGGCCGCGCGGAACGUGCUGAUCGGCGAAAACAACGUGGCUAAGAUCUGUGAUUUCGGGUUGGCGCGCGUGAUAGCGGACGACGAGUACUGUCCGAAGCAAGGCUCCCGGUUCCCAGUCAAGUGGACCGCCCCGGAGGCGAUCGUGUACGGUAAAUUUUCGAUCAAGUCGGACGUCUGGUCGUACGGCAUUCUGCUGAUGGAGCUGUUCACGUACGGCCAGGUGCCGUAUCCGGGCAUGCACAGCCGCGAGGUGAUCGAGCAGAUCGAACGAGGGUACCGCAUGCCGAAGCCUACCAACCACCACCUGCCGGACGACAUCUACAGCCUGAUGCUGAAGUGUUGGGACGCAAUACCGGACAAGCGACCGACGUUCGAGUUUUUGAACCACUAUUUCCAGAACUUUACCAUCACCUCCGAGGUGCCGUACCGAGAGGUGCAGGAUUAAGCCCAUUCCCGGCGCCGCCAAACUGACUCGGGAUUGUACUUCACCACAGAACAAAAACCAAUAACCAUCAGAUCAUCUAUCCGUCUCUCUCCCAUUCCAGUCCAUCGUGAAAGGACGCCUGCGAAUCGUGGUUUAGGGAUGGAAAUGGAUUAAUCAAGUUUUUCUCACGAAGAAAAUCUGUUACCAAUGAAGACUACGGUAUGGUCAAUAAUGUAGGCACACAUUUUUCGUAAACUCUCUUCCUACGAUUCGUUUUCAUACUACACUUAGUUCGAAGUACUAUGAACGGACAAUUAUGAACUCAAGGUUGUCCAACGUAAACGAAAUUCUAUUUUUCCAACAAAUCAUUCAUUUUACUUUAAUUUUGAAAUGUGAACUAAUUUAUCCAAAAUUAUCUCUCAUUGUUCUCUCCCCAUGUUGCCAAUCUAUUUUAAUACCGAUGUCAUGAUGAAACUCUAGGGUUGGUUGAAAAUAAUGCAUCUAGAAAAAAAAAUCCAAGUCUCAGUUAGUUUUAGAACUGGCUAGAGAAAAUCAAAUAGAUUGAACGUAAAAUAAUUUUUAAAACUUUUAAUAAACGCAAUGGAUUAAAAGGAGGUUUGCUGGCGUGCUUUUACGGGCUCUGGUGAGAGAGAUGAGAAUUAGAAGAGUGGUACAGACUUUUCCUGAACGUUACUAGUUUUAAUUAUCGUAAAGCUUAAGGACAUUAGCGAUUAAUGACACUUGGGGAUUUUUUCCCCCAGGAAACUUGGCUAGCGAGUAGAGGACGACGACUUGAGGAGAGAGAGAGUGAAAACAAUGAGAAGGAUACGAGAAAUCUACAAGGACAAAGAAUCGGUACAUCCUAUCGAUUGGGAGUCGACUUAUCCUUUACUCUUCACCAGUUUCCCGAUUUUUCUCAAUUUCCGCCCGUCCUAUCGUGUCUGGUGAAAGAGCGCAUCCGUAAUGUGCGACGUGGAGUAAGAAAUAAAUAAAUAAAAAAACAAGAAAGAGAUACAGCGAAGGUGAAGCGAAAAAGGAAAAAAAACCAAAGUUCAAAUGUUAUUCUUCUAAUUCUAAACUUGUGUAAUCGUAGGUUUUGAGAUUUAUUUUAAAUGAAACAAAAAAAGCAAGUGUAUAAGCGUGUAAUAGUUGGAAAACGAUAAUCCGCGUCC